CACAUGUCAGUCUAGUAGUCCAGCCCUAACCAGUCCUCAGACCACCAGUGUGUUGAUAUACCUAGAUUUGAAGCCGAUACAGCCUACUUUAUCUGGCCAGAUGUCCCAGACAGAGAACACAGACCUACAGGUAGUGUGUGAGUCUACAGGAAGUAGACCUGCGGCCGACAUUGAGUGGAAUGUUGGGGGAAGAUGGCAGUCAAGUAAUCCAACAGAGGUCAAGGUCAUGGACAGUGCUACAGAAACCUACACCGUGACGUCAACACUCUCUCUCCGAGUCACACGUCCAGACAAUGGGAAGUCUGUGUACUGUAGAGCCAGUAACCGGGCCUUAUCUGGAGGGACUGAAUCAGCACACCAGACUAUAACAGUAUUGUAUCCUCCUGACAUUUAUAUAAGCUACACAAACGUCACAUACACAUCUCCAUACCGGAUGUUUACAUGUUCCCCUGAUGGUAACCCAGCUAUAUACCAGUUUGGACAGUGGCGACACACGGCGGAAGACGGUACAUUGAUACGUCAAUUUACCGGAAUUUCCAGUUCCACAGAGUCGAUCCUAACCUUACCUGACACUGAUGUUACACGGCGGUAUGAGGACACAGGGUACUACAUAUGUUCAGCCUCUAAUGGCAUUCCAGUCUCGGCUUCAUACACGUUCGGAUCAGUAUUCUUUGUUGUAGGAGCUCCUCCUGUGAUUAUUACCAACACUACAGUGGUAGAGGAAAAGAUUGGGAACAAUGUAACUUUGGAAGUGGAAUUUUACAGCAGACCAGAAGCAAGACCAGAUACUGUCACCUGGACCACGGGAGGUUCUGAUGGAUCACUUUCCGUUGGCAGAUCAUUCACGUCUGUAGAUCAGAGGACUUUCAUAAUGUCAUUUCAUGGUGUAGAAGUACAGGCCAAAGGUUAUGUUGCCACACUGAUAAUCAGGAAUGUCAUGGAUGUGGACUUUGGUAACUACACGGUGAUGAUUGAAAAUAUUUUUGGAAGGAGGAACCACACCUUAGCUUUGACAAAAAGAGACCAGCCAUCCCCUCCACUCUACUUUCUACAAAAAGAUGUAACCGGAAGUAGUAUCACAGUGCAGUGGAUUCCGGGUUCAAAUGGUGGAAUGACCCAGUCGUUUGUAAUUAGUUACAAGUCUGACGUCAGCAAAGACUUUACUGAAUUGAACGCAAUUCCAGAUAACAUGGAAUCCGUCAUGUCAUAUAAGAUAGAUGGACUGAAAGAGAACAUGGCUUACAGUAUCCGAAUUCAUACUCAAAACGACAUUGGCCAAAGUGAUCAGAUAUCUAUCACCGUUUCAACUAGUGAAAAUUGUUACCAGGAACCAAACUCCACUAUAGCUGCGCUGAUUUCGGUGUCUGUUUUUUGUAUUGUUGGAUUUGUAGUGGCGCUGGUUGUUAUCGUUGUGAUAAAUAGACGAUCAUCGACAGGAUGCCAUAAGAGGAAAGACAGCAUUGAACACCACAACGAAGAAGAAAUGAAACAGGUUGCCUUUUCUGAGGAAGCAAUGGUGAAAGAUCGUGAUCAAAACAGCCAGUGCCAUUACCAGGAUCUGAAUCCGAAUGAAAUUCAGCCAGCUUCAACAUACGAACGUCUUUCCAGAGUUGAGAUUGAUGUCGGUACAGAACAAGAAAGAAGCCAUUACGAAUCGCUCAAAGGGGAUUUAGCCAAACAGGAGUAUGAAGAACUAACAGCUGGCGGAUCAAAAUAUGCGAACACCUGAUGGUAUGGACGAAAUAAUACUUUAUGUAGAAAUAUGAAAAAAAAAAUCAUCAAACAACCUUCACCAACCAUUUGAAACAACUGUGCGUUAAUGAACAGAAAGUACAUGGCAUUUUAUAACUUGAAGAAUUGAAAAAUACAAACUGAGAAGUAGUAAACGUAAUUUCAUCCAGGAGUUCUGACGAUCCGCUGAUUCCUUACCUCAGCAAAAGUACAGAUGGGACAAAUUGGCAUCUGAUAAAUUUCCUGUAUGACAGCGAGAGUGAAACGACUGUAAUGAGGAAUCUGUUCUCGCUCCAUAUGGCAAUCUGCGACCUCUCAUUUUAACCAGUCGCUGUUUCAGUCAUCAAGGUUUUUUUAGGAUCGAGUUUUCUACUUCUUUUGCUACACUAUGAUUUAUAAGUUUAACAUUUGUGAUUUUCAAUUGAUCAUAUACUGUCAUGUUUUCUAUAUCUAUUUCUGUAUUGGUAAAUACCCUGAAACGUUUAUCAUCAGCUGAGUCAAUCAGAAAUCGACUGUGAUGUCAUACUGUGGAUAAUGACUGUUUUUUCCUUACAAGGAAUUAGUUUCUGGAUAUACAAUAAUAAAAAUGGUAUAUGUAGGUGUGUGUUAUUAGAAUUAUGUUUUUCUUUUUUUUCAAAUUCGUUGAUGCGUUUAAGCUCAUUUUAAUUUUAAGUUGUGCUACCCAAAAUGUUGCUAAUAAUUAAAUCAAUCAGCUGAUUAUAAACUAAAAACAAGAAGAAACAAAGGUAGACAUCUGUCAAAUGGUAGAUAAAUGUCAUUAUUUUCCCGCCAUUUACAUUAUUGAUAGCUGUUUUGAUAUUUUUGAAAAUAUUUACUCGCUCUGAAGUAAUUGGAAAUCUCAUUUUGUAGCUCUCGUGUUAAAGAACCUCAAAUAUAUAUUACAACGCUUCUCCAUCCGACGUGAGAGCGAUCCAUAGUACUGUUAUCAUAUCCUUCCUGACAUUGUAUCAGUGUUCAGCUUUAUGUAUUCAACAUUUAACCACCAAACUUUGUGUUAACUUGUAGAUAACAAUGAAACUAGUAUAUUUUAUCAGUCAACAUUCACUAAUUAUAUUUGUUUUGACGAUGUCAGGUGUAGUGUCAAUCAUCACCUUUUACUAUUGCUAGUAAACUGUAAAUAGUUCAUAAUGUUUCCACCGAAUAAUGAUGAGUGUAAAAUGUGUACACACACAAAAAUAUAUAAAUGUAUAUAUAUGAAAAAUAAAUGUGAUAACCUUUUUUUUCAUUACAACCCAUGGACAUAAAAUAUUACACAAGCUACUGUUUGGUAAAGACAAACUGUUUCAACGUAUUGUUCAGUAGGAUAGAUUAUCCUCGUCAAGUGGGUGUCUUUCAUCGACCUGUAAAAGUAAGACAAAAAAAGUAUACCUAACAUGUUCAAAGUUCAGAAAAAGUUACACAAAGUUACACAGAAAAAAAAUCUCUGAACAGACAGGUAAUAAAAGGGAGGGAUUCGGACCUAAAUUCUUGAAUCACUUUUUCGCAGUUAUUAAUCACAGUUUUGAUCUACUAUGACAAAGGAAACCUACAACUGAAAUCAAUUUUGGAAAGUAACAUUGUAAUUAAAAUAUUGAAAAAUCGUUAUGUGUUUAGCGUGUAGCUUACAGAUUCCAUGUCACUUACAACUGAAUGGUAAUCAAAAUAUAAUCAGCGAUAUAUUGAAUAUUCUCAAUAUUAUUUAUGCUAAAGACUGGAUUUAAGGAAUCUGUGUAUCUAUGAUUUAAAUCAAAUAAAGGACAUAAGUACUCCAUGCAUGGGCUUUCAUACCAUUUGCCUUAUGAAGGACAUGAAGUGAUAUAAAUAGUUAUUGUCAAGUAGAUCCAGUCGUACUGAACAAAUACUUCUGUACGUCGUUACAUGUGUUAUAUUACAUUAUAUGGAUGAUGAGAAAAAUGUUUACACUUUACACUUACUGACUUCAUUUUGAUAUUCUUUGUUUGGUUUUGUGAUACUGUCAGGGAGCUAUGUGUCAACAUUUUACACGUUGUAUCUUAAUGUUAAUUCUCAAAUAUAUAUGUUUCUUCGUUCUGAAUUAAACUAAAUCACCACUAACAAUCUAUUAUUAGGAAAACAUGAGAAAACUCGUGCCAAAGUUUUAUCAGUUAAAAAACAUAGAUAUCGUAUCUUGUAAAUAAACAAUACCUGAAGUAUUGUCUAAAGUGUCAUUUUUAAGUUGUGCUUUUGUUAUGAGUGUACUUUGAUAAGCAUGCAUAUGAAUAAGGAAAAACGUCUGUUCGUUUCUUUUUUAAACAGGUAGUAGCGACCGGUUAUGUUUCUUAGCGGCUGAAGUUUAUACGGUGUUCCUACAUGUCGUGGUCAGUAUGUGAAAUAGCAUGAUGAGAAACUAACGAAUCGGCAGUAAAGGAACUUCGACGAUGUUUGUUUAGUUCCUAUACUGUUUUACUGUUCCUUUGAACAUUAACUCGAACUAAAAAAAAAAGAAAACGAUACAAUUAAAAAUAUAAAAAACAUGACACCUUCCAGUCGCUAGACUUUACAGACACUAAUCUUUACAGACACUGAUAUUUACACACACUAAACUUUACAGAGUCUAAUCUUGACAGACACUAAACUAUACAUAGAUUAAACUCUACAGAUACUAAUCGUUGAAUACACUCAACUUUACAACCACUAAUCUUUACGCACACUAAUCUUUACACGCACUAAUCUUUACAUACACUAAUAUUUACAGACACUUAACUCUACAGACACUAAUCUUUACAAAAAGAUAUAGACUCUGCAGUCUCUAAUCUUUACAGACUCUAAACUCUACAGAAACUAUUAUUGACAAACACUAAACUUUAUAGACACUUAUCUUCAUACACACUACACUUUAAACACACAAAGAUUAAUCACUGCAGACGUUAAUCUUUUCAUACACUUAACUCCACAGACACUAAUCUUUACAGAAAGUAAUCUUUCCAAUAUUAAACUCUACAGACACUAAUCGUAAAAGACACUCAACUUUUCCGACACUAAUCUUUACAGAACCUGAGACAUUAAUCUUUACAAACACUCAAAUUUACCGACA
This is a messenger RNA of Ylistrum balloti, 4783 nucleotides long. RefSeq names its product nephrin-like. Gene Ontology annotation, biological process: cell-cell adhesion. The coding region runs from base 101 to 1729 and encodes 542 amino acids. Gene Ontology annotation, molecular function: cell adhesion molecule binding. The record is from RefSeq and is a predicted model, not a curated record. The transcript has 13 exons. Lineage: Eukaryota; Metazoa; Mollusca; Bivalvia; Pectinida; Pectinidae. Gene Ontology annotation, cellular component: cell-cell junction.